AUGGUGCUGCCCUUCCCCCCAUUUUGUGGUUCGUGGGGUAGGGUGGGUGGACUUGAUCUGGAACUAUCCAUUUCCAACGUACAUCACGGGUGGUGUCUUGUCACUACUAAAAGUGACGGCUGCCACAUCCAUUUGCCGCCGCAUGCUCACCACCAUCACUCGGCAUCAGGCAAGGAUGAGCGCCACGGAAUAAAGAUAGAAAAUGCGGGAGAAAUACGGGCAGGAGGGGGAAAGGGAACGGGGAGAACAGACACAACAGGGUCGACCGAGAGGUUGAAAUCCGAACGAAUAGGAAACACAGGGGAGGGCAUGCAGGAGAUAAAAAAGAGGAAAAGGGGACGAGGGACAAGGGAAGAUCGGAGGGAAGAUAGGGGGACGAUGGAAGCAGGGGGAAGAGGGAAACAAAUGAUCGCGGGAACGGCGGCGGGUGGGCCAGCCCGAGCAUCAAGACGCCUGGCGUUGGGUAUGGCGGAUGGCCACCUGGCCGACUCGCCCACCGCCACUUUUUGA
Messenger RNA from Aspergillus niger, 510 nucleotides. RefSeq lists its product as hypothetical. The transcript has 3 exons. The record is from RefSeq and is a predicted model, not a curated record. The coding region runs from base 1 to 510 and encodes 169 amino acids. NCBI's taxonomy places the organism in Eukaryota, Fungi, Ascomycota, Eurotiomycetes, Eurotiales, Aspergillaceae.